Messenger RNA from Telopea speciosissima, 1670 nucleotides. RefSeq names its product SUN domain-containing protein 1-like. The coding region runs from base 145 to 1515 and encodes 456 amino acids. Lineage: Eukaryota; Viridiplantae; Streptophyta; Magnoliopsida; Proteales; Proteaceae. The record is from RefSeq and is a predicted model, not a curated record. Gene Ontology annotation, cellular component: nuclear envelope. Gene Ontology annotation, biological process: nuclear envelope organization. Gene Ontology annotation, molecular function: protein-membrane adaptor activity. The transcript has 2 exons.
UGAUCCAUCUUGAUCUCCAAAUUCCUCUGUUGGCAUGUGGGAUUAUCAGGUUUUGAAGUCCAUUUCUGUUUCUUCUGCAUUUUUUUAAGUUCUGGGUGUUUGUGGGUUCGAGAAGUUGCAGUCAUAAGAUUAGAGGGUGUAAAGAUGUCUGCGUCGACCGUCGCGAUCAAUGCGAAGACGGCAGUCAACAGUAGCCCGUCAUUGGCUUUGGGUUCUAAGACAAAUGCGAGGAAAAGGGCUAUUGUUGUUGCAGAGAAGAAAUCGAGUAUCGAAAUGGUCGGUGAAGAUGGAGUAUCGGAAGCCGGCGGCGGGGAUGAGAAGUUUUCUGGUGGGAAGGAUCUCAGCCAUUCGAUUAGGGGUGAGACGGUUCUUGAGAGACCCAAAGAUUUGUUGCAGGCGAAGAAGAAUUUAAUUAAUUCCACUAUUUCACCGAGGCGUUCCAGGAAGGUGGUUUUGAAACCGGAGAAACAUUGGUGGCAGAAAGGGUUAAGUAGUUUGAUUUGGAAUCUGUUGUCUCUUCUUAUUGUGUUAGUUCUUGCCCAACUGAUGUGGAAAGCCUACAAGUCUGAGGAUAGUGCUAUUGGUCGAUUGGGUAUUUCGGAUUUCGAAGGAAGGAUCGCGGACGUCGAGAAGUUUGUGAAGACAACGACAAAAAUGAUGCAGGUUCAGGUCGAGGUUGUAGAUAGAAAAUUGACGAAAGUAGAAGAGAAAGGAGCCUUACUUGGGAACGAGAUGAAGAAAUUGGUGGAUAGGACUGAAGGCAUGGACAGGUCUUUGGGUGAGUUGAUGGCUGCUGGAAUCAUUCCUAAAGAAGAUUUUGAGCGGUUUCUGGAUGAGGUGAAGAAGAGUAGAAGCCCUGAAGAGAGUGGUAAAGAUUGGGGUUUGGAUGACAUUAGGGCCUUAGCUAGAGAGAUUGUGACAAAGGAGAUUGAAAAGCAUGCGGCGGAUGGGCUUGGACGGGUAGACUAUGCUUUGGCCUCUGGUGGAGGCAUGGUGGUUAGACAUUCAGAGCCCUACUUCCCUGGUAAGGCCCGAAGUUGGUUUUCUGCAACAACCGGCCGAAUUGGGGUUCAUAGUGAUGCGCAGAAGAUGUUGCAGCCAAGUUUUGGAGAGCCAGGGCAGUGUUUUCCUCUAUCUGGAAGCAGUGGGUGGGUUGAGAUCAGGUUGAGGACUGCAAUUGUGCCGGAGGCCAUUACCCUUGAACAUGUUGCUAAGAGUGUUUCCUAUGACAGGUCAAGUGCUCCAAAGGAUUGUCAGGUCUCCGCAUGGCUACAAAAGCCUGACAGUAAUCCAUCUGUCCACCCUGAUAUGUUUCAGUUGACAGAGUUCACUUACGAUCUUGAGAAGAGCAAUGCGCAAACUAUAGAUGUCGAUUCAGUGGGUUCAGGACCCAUCAACAUGGUCAGGUUUGACUUCACAUCCAACCAUGGAAGCCCAUCUCACACAUGCAUCUAUCGCUUGAGAGUACAUGGUUAUGAACCUGAGUCUGUUGCAAUGUUGGCAACUCAAUCUUGAGUCUGCCCAAAACCAUCACCACCCAUGUUGUAAUUUUGAACCUCUCCCUUUUUGUAGUUUUGAUUCUUCUUGUUUCCUGCUCUGUGGAACAUGGAGUUCCUUUUCUUCUACACAGAACCCUUUCAUGACAAUGUAAAUCUCAUCUCUACUUUCAU